Messenger RNA from Rotaria sp. Silwood1, 954 nucleotides. NCBI's taxonomy places the organism in Eukaryota, Metazoa, Rotifera, Eurotatoria, Philodinida, Philodinidae. The record is from the annotation of a GenBank genome assembly.
AUGAAAAAGACGCAUCAACUACAAAAUGAUCUUAUUUCCGAUAUAGAUCAACCAACUGGUAAUGAACAUUUCACGUAUAAAGAACGUCAAUUUGCUGGUCCAUCAUAUCAAAAAUUGUCAAAUUUUCUUGAACAACAAAAUACAGAUGUUGUUGAAGAUACAAAUGAUUAUUAUCAGAUAAUUCACAAUUCGUUUUUAUUGGAAUUAAUGAAACAAAGUAUUUGUAUCUCAUGUAAAUCAAUAUGGAAUGGUGAUAUGUCUGUUGCACAACGGGAAGGAUUAUAUUGUUCUCUGGUGUUUACAUGUCACUGCUCGAACGAAAUUAAAAUCAAUACAUCUAAACAAUGUCCAAAAACUUCUCAACGAGAUAUUAAUAUUCGAAGUGCAAUUGGUGCAAAUUUUGCCGGGAUAGGUCAUCAAGAUCUUGUAAAACUUUGUGGUGUUUUGAAUGUACCACCUCCUAUUGAUGAUGAUCAUUUUUCUCGCACUAUUACACGUAUACUUCCGGUAUUUGAAUCACACAAGCUCAAUUCAAUGAAAAAUGCUAUAGAAAAAGCAUGUGAUGAAUCAAAUAAACGUAAACUUACUGUGCUGGAUUUGGAGAGAUUAUCUAAAAGUUGUUCCAUUUGUACAGGUGCACUUAGUAUCAAACAUUCAAAUCCAACAAAAUAUGAAGAAAUUAAAAAUAAACAUAAAUGUAAAAUAACUCAUUCAGGCUCAUCAGCAAGUCGAUGGGAACAACUCGUUUCUAGUCUUAACUUGAAGACAUUUUUAGCAUUAGACAAUACCAUCAGAUGCCCUGAUUGUGCUGAUGGUGGAGCAGAAUGGAUUCAAGUUGAUUGGUUAGAUGGAACCAAACAUGUGACAUUUGAUUAUGGGCGCACAAUCGAUGGUAUUGAAGACUUGAUCAAAAAAUUACGGCAAAUAAGAGAAGAAUAUGCCUCUCAACUUUAA